CAGACGUUAAAAUAUGCUGUGUUUGUUAUUAAUCCAGUUAUUAAUACUGCCGGUGGAUGAUGCUAAGCGAAGCUUUGAAUAUGAUCAUAGUUGGAAACUGUUUAAUUACGAUAUUGAUGGAGUAAAAUACAUGAACGACUCGGAUUACGAAUACAAAGAAGGGACGUUUCAUUUUCAGGACGUGGCCUUAGAGGAGCAUGAAAAGUUUCUAAUAAGACAAAACUUGAUUCCCUAUGAUUUUAUUUAUGAUGUUCCUCAAACAACAAUAAGCAUCCCUAGAACUCGACCUGGAAUACCAUUUACUGUCAACUUUAUUGAUAACUUUCUUCAUGAAAAAGAGCCAAUGCUAAGACCAUUUCCUAAUUCAAAGGAAGGUAAAGAAUUUACAUCGGUUUUUAACAUGUUUGAAGAUGGUUGUGAUAGGCUUUGGUUUGUUGAUACAGGAUAUCUCGAUAUCCCAGGUGUACGAAAGCAAGUACAACCAGCAUCAUUGCUACUUUACAAUAGUCUUCCAAAACCAAAUUUUCAGUUCAGGAAAGAUAUCAACAGUGCUUUACUCCAUAACGGUAUCACUAGUGGACUCCGAUCUCUAUCGGUUGAUUUUAUAUUCCCGUGCGCCGAGUCAUACGUAUACAUUACUGACGACACUACCCGCGACCUCAUUGUCUUCUCGCUUCAGGACAUGCGUUUUACGAAAAUCAGCCGCGCAAGUAAUACGGCUGAUUCUUGGAAAUUUAUUGUGCCACAGUUUGAAACACAAUACAGGCUAGAAGUUGAAAAAUAUAGAAAAAGGCCAAAUGAAACAUACGAACACUAUGUGGAUUUUUUAAAUUCUACAAAUCAACUGUAUGAUCCAAGCAGUGAUUCAAGACCUCGUGAUACAUUUAAAAACACCUACUACCCAAAUUAUGAAGGGAUGAUCUAUACGAGAACUUAUGAAGGUAAUAUUUUGUUAUUCACGGAUGGGAAUCGGAACAAGCUUUACUGUUGGAAUAUGGAUACACCAUAUGAAGAAGAAAAUGUUGAUUUGCUCACGACAAUCGAUGAGACUAAAUAUAGAUUUUCAGCUUUAGAUGCGUCGGGUAGCGUUUUGCACGGACUAAUACAAAGAACUUUAAAUAAUACGUCGUCAAAGUUCAAUGAAGACGAAAACAAUUUUUGGCUUUUCUCAAAGAUCAUUAAGGAGCUGCUGGAGGGAUCAAAAUGCUCAGAGAGCAACCAGUGCACGGAUUACCUGACGCGGAGAACGGAGAGUCAAUCAUUAUUAUUUAUCAAAAAAAUAUCACCGAAAUACGUAACCGAUACCGUCGUUAGAAAGUUUGAAAAAAUAUGGAAUGUCACGGGCAUCAUGAAUUAGGACACUCUACAUAGAGACUCGAAACGAGACCUUCAAAAACACAACGGCAUUUUGGAAUUUGUAGUAGUAAUAAAUAAACUAAUAGAACAA
Molecule: messenger RNA, 1447 nt
Organism: Bombyx mandarina (wild silkworm)
Lineage: Eukaryota; Metazoa; Arthropoda; Insecta; Lepidoptera; Bombycidae
Product: major royal jelly protein 1-like
Source: RefSeq, a predicted model, not a curated record